Pogona vitticeps (central bearded dragon) is the source of this 2582-nucleotide messenger RNA. RefSeq names its product thioredoxin domain containing 9 (gene TXNDC9). NCBI's taxonomy places the organism in Eukaryota, Metazoa, Chordata, Lepidosauria, Squamata, Agamidae. The record is from RefSeq and is a predicted model, not a curated record.
CAACAGUGCCCCGCCCCGCUCUGUGACGACUAAUGUCUGCGACGGCAGCAAAAGGCCCGCCUAAGUGCGUCACAUAGUGACUUCGGUUGAGCGCUUUUACCAGUGGAGGGGCGGCGGCGGCGGUUCAGGGCGACGAGGCCUCUAGGUGCGUGGCCACGCUGGGCAGCGUCUCCUCCUGUGGCCUCUUCUGCCGUUUAAUGCGUCUUCUGCUUAUAUUGGGGCAAAAUGGCUGCUGAUAUGUUUUCAAAAGUUCUGGGGGCUCAGAUGCUUCAGACAGCUAAGAUUGUUGAAGAACAACUUGAUGCUGAGAUUGAAAAGUUGGAUCAGAUUGAUGAAGAUGAACUGGAAAUCCUGAAACAAAGAAGGCUUGAAGCACUGAAGAAAGCCCAGCAACAGAAACAAGAAUGGCUUUCAAAAGGACAUGGGGAAUACAGGGAAAUCCCCAGUGAGAGAGAUUUUUUUCAAGAAGUGAAAGGGAGCAAAAAUGUGGUCUGUCAUUUUUACAGAGAUUCAACUUACAGAUGCUUAAUAUUUGACAAACACUUAACAAUACUUGCGAAAAAGCACAUUGAGACCAAGUUUAUCAAGCUAAAUGCUGAAAAAUCUCCAUUUCUAUGUGAGAGACUUCGCAUCAAAGUAAUCCCCACACUAGCACUUGUAAAAGAUGGAAAAACUCAGGAUUAUGUGGUUGGUUUUACUGAUCUCGGUAAUACAGAUGACUUCACCACAGAGACCUUAGAAUGGAGGUUAGGAUGUGCAGAUAUCAUCAACUACAGUGGCAACUUAAUGGAUCCACCAUUCCAGAGCCAAAAGAAGUUUGGAACCAGUUUCACAAAGCUAGAUAAGAAAACAAUCAGAGGAAAGAAAUAUGAUUCAGAUUCUGAUGAUGACUAGAUAUUACAAUACAUGUUUGUAAGCCAUCUUUUCUUUUAAGCUUGAUACAUUUCUAGGAAUGUUUUUUAUAAAGCUGUUUGUUUAGAGAACAUUUGCACAUGAUGCUCAUUUUCUAACUGUUUUAUAUAACUCAUGAAAUCUGAAAUAUUUUUUCCUUUUGGGAUGUCAUUUCUAGGUCAAGGAAGGUGAGCCCUUUUGAACUGUGUCACAUUUAGCAUUUUGUUUCAAAACUAAUCCUUUAAAAAUGCUGUAUACCAUUUUGCUGUUGAAGUAUUAAUGAAGGUCUCCUGUCAAGAAUUGUUGCAAAACUAUUCUAAAAUUAUAAUAACCUAAUUGUUUGCCUGAAAUUGCCAUGAGUGAGGCAUUGCCUAUCCUAACUACAGUGCACUGAAUAUGAUUAAACCAUCCUAGACUCUCUUUGAAAGAAUAAUUCUGCAAACUGUACACUGCAUGUUAAAGCUGAAUCAGCAGUAAAUAGCAUAUGGUAGAACUGAAUUGAAACAUGCCUUGCUUGCAGGAUUAUUUAAUAUAAUUCUGUGGUUUGGAGAACAGGCUACUUGAAGCAACAAUGAAUAUUAGUAUGUUAUUUUUAACUCCUGAUAACAAUAGGAAAGCAGUUUAAUAUAGUUUCUUGUACUGUAGUUCUUCAGUAAUACACAUUUUCUGGAAGAAUCCCUAUAUUCUUUCAGUAUUUUAAGAAGAGGGCUCCUUGUGAAUCAUUGAGUCAAACGUCGGGCCAAACUGCCCUGCUUAUUAAUCUGUUUCCUAGAUCUAUGGAUCUCCCAAUACCAAUGGAAGACCAUUUCUUUGCUGAAUUGCCAUGCAGAGGGUAAUUGCAGUUGGGAAGGGAAAGGAUAAUUACACUCCUUUGAAAGUGUGUAAUUUCAAAAUCCUACUCCAAAAUCCUGCUUAUAUGGCACUCACGUUUAGAGCAUAAAGAUAUGAUCAGAAGGGUUGUUCUCAACUUUAUGACAUGCAAGACAAGACAUUGUGUGAAAUGCAAAAUACUAGUAACCACUCUUAAAUUUGUAUCUAUAGAAAUGCUGUAAAUCACCUGAACAUCUGUGUCAUUUUGACUUGGCCCUCUAAUCUUUUCAAGUGCCUAGCAGCACCCUAGUCACUCAAAGAAAAGUGAAAAACGGUAUUGCAGGCAAAUCGAGUGUGGUUGGCACUCUUUUGACUCCUAUAAAUAGCCCUCUUUUCUCCCAGUUUUCCUCUUUGGAGGUGAGAAAGCUUAAGAUAGAGGAGGAAUGCCUGGACACAACAAAAGGAUGUCCAUGAGGCACUGUCACAUCCUUAAAUCUGCAGCUGUGCCUGACCUUCUUUGUAUCUCUCUUAGAUGGAAACAAAAGGCAAGCUGCUUCCCAAAGACUGAAAGAGGGAGCACUAAGGGGAGAUUUUGAAAAUUUGAGGAAUAUGAUUUUGAGAAAGAAUAACAGUGUUGGGAUAGUGACAGGGAAACAGCCAAAAGAUUUAAGUAGGAUUGGGGGUGGGGGGUUUCAAUGUGUGUAUGAGAGAGAAUUCACUGGGUAGGCAUCAGUGGUGGGGAGAGCCUAUGUAUCCCAUCAGAGUAGCUGAUAUAGGAGAAGCAAAACCCAUCAGGUAUUCAGCUAAGCACUAUUUUUCUUUUAACUUCAUUUUUUAUGAUCAUGUUAAGUCAAAAUAAAGUUACUUGAAUUCACACUGUU